AAAAAAGAUGUUCUCAGCUGAAGAAAGACUGAAAUGUUCGAUCGAUGAUCGGAAUGAGGCAUCUACGAAAUGACCUACAUUUUGAUCAGCAACAACAGCAGCAGCAGCAGCAACAGCAGCAGCCGCAGCAGCAGUCGCACCAGCAGCAGCAGCAGCAGCAGCAACAGCAGUACGGGGAGGUGAACCAACUCGGUGGUGUUUUCGUGAACGGCAGACCCUUGCCGAACGCGGUCAGAUUGCGAAUAGUGGAGCUCGCACAGCUGGGCAUCAGGCCGUGCGACAUCUCGCGCCAGUUGCGGGUCAGCCAUGGUUGCGUGAGCAAGAUUUUGGCCCGGUACCACGAGACGGGCAGCAUAUUGCCCGGCGCGAUCGGCGGCAGUAAACCCCGGGUGACCACCCCGAAGGUGGUCCAGUAUAUUAAGCAGUUGAAGCUGAAGGAUCCGGGGAUCUUCGCGUGGGAGAUCAGGGACCGGCUGCUGUCGGACGGGGUGUGCGACAAGUACAACGUGCCCUCGGUCAGCAGCAUCUCGAGGAUACUGAGGAACAAGGUCGGCGCGGCUACCGCGAUCCAUCAUCAUCCCCAUCACCCGGCGCAUCACCACCAUCAUCACCAUCUGUACGCGGCCGCGGCCGCGGCAGGGGCUGCUCUCUGCCCCGUCCCGUAUCCACCGACGGCUUAUCACGCGACGCCGCCACCCGCCGUAACGCAUCAUCACCAUCACCAUCAUCAUCAAGUUGGACAGAUGACGACGACGACGACCACACCGAGCAAACUAUCGCCCUCGUCCCCGACGAUCGGCGGUCACCAGCCGAUAGCCUCCGCCGGUUUACAGUGGCCGAGUCCUCACACCGUCCACGAUAUCCUCGCGACCGGCUGCAACCUGACCAACUCCCAGCCGUCCACGUCUCCGUCGCCGCUAUGCGCGACGGUCAACAACAACCAUCACCACGGUCAUCAUCAUCAUCACCAGAACAAUGACAACGUCACCAGCGAGAACGACAACGAGGAGACCAGCGGUUACCAUCACCAUCACCAUCAACACGGUUACCAUCACCAUCACCAUCAACAGUAUUACGCGUCCGCUCUUUAUCAUCAUCAUCACCAUCAUCACUCGGACGGGGUGACGCCGACAACGGGCACGUCACCCGUGCUCAGCGUGCAGUCGAUCAUAAUGCAGUCUCCGGCGGCGAGUAGUCAACCCGCCAGUCCUUGUAACUGACAAUCAGAAUUAGAGACGCGAGUGAUGGAAAAAUCAUUCAGUCCUACGUUUACGCUGGAAAGUCGAUUUCCAAUCGAAAUCCUAUUGGGAGUGAUUGCGAGGGUAAGGACAAGAUAAUGAGGCUGAGAUCAUCGUCGUCGUCACUUGGCCGGGGUGACAAGACGAGGUCACCUGUGCUUAACGUGUAAUAAAGUCGCUGGCGACGAACGGACAACCUGCCAGUCUCUACACCUGACAAGAGCAGUUGAUAGAGAGAUAAAGACGUGAGUGAUGGAUAAAUCGUUCCCAUUCCACGAGGAACGGGGUACGAGCGCGUAUCACGCUGGAAAGACUACCUAAUCGAUUUGUAAUUAACGGCAAGAUAAUGAGGCUGAGAACGAUAUAUUAUUUUACCAGUAUUAUUGUAUUUUUAUCGCAAUUUGCCGAGAGUGCCUUUUUCGAGUGCCAUAAACAAAAGCAAUUGUACAUUUAAUUAUUAUAUUUGUAACAGACUGUGAAUGUUGAGAAUUGUUGCGAUCUUUGAAAGAUUUACGAAUAUCAUUAGCUUAGAUCGUUUUCCGUUUUGUAUGUACGUGUUGUUCGAACUUUAGGUUUAAAUAUAAUCGUUAAGAAAGAAA
This is a messenger RNA of Ceratina calcarata, 1837 nucleotides long. RefSeq names its product paired box protein Pax-1. The record is from RefSeq and is a predicted model, not a curated record. NCBI's taxonomy places the organism in Eukaryota, Metazoa, Arthropoda, Insecta, Hymenoptera, Apidae. The transcript is spliced from 4 exons. Gene Ontology annotation, biological process: anatomical structure development; regulation of transcription by RNA polymerase II. The coding region runs from base 45 to 1220 and encodes 391 amino acids. Gene Ontology annotation, molecular function: RNA polymerase II cis-regulatory region sequence-specific DNA binding; DNA-binding transcription factor activity, RNA polymerase II-specific.